AUGUCCACAGAAAAGAAGGAAGUUAUCUACUUAGUAGCUCAGGCAACUGCGCACGAGGACAAGUACGGGUUUUGUCUGUCCUUCCUUCCUCUCACAAGAAAAACAAGCAAGGUGACAUAUUGA
Fusarium venenatum is the source of this 123-nucleotide messenger RNA. The record is from RefSeq and is a predicted model, not a curated record. NCBI's taxonomy places the organism in Eukaryota, Fungi, Ascomycota, Sordariomycetes, Hypocreales, Nectriaceae.